Paramuricea clavata is the source of this 684-nucleotide messenger RNA. Lineage: Eukaryota; Metazoa; Cnidaria; Anthozoa; Malacalcyonacea; Plexauridae. The record is from the annotation of a GenBank genome assembly.
AUGAGAAUAACGAAAAUAAACACAGAAACCGGAGAUAAAGAAGAAAAACAAACUUUAUCUAAGCUUAUCAACGAAUGUUCCGAUGAAUACACGGAGAAAAGAACAGUUUACUAUAUAACUUUUCAAAAGUAUUUGAAGAAACAAAUAUGUGGUAUAAGGGCGUUUAAGAAAACAGAUUGUAGAUUAACGAUAAUAAAUCUCAAGUGUGGUAGCCUGAUUACCGAAUAUAAGUUAGUGCUUGGAGUGCACGGUUCUGAUCCUAGAGGUAUAUCGACAGGUCAUGCCGGGGACGUAAUUAAGGAUGAAAUAGAAAAUGGUUCACUUGGGGAAUUUACAGUAGAUAAAUUCAAUUCGACAUUCAAUGAGAACAUACCCAUUAAUGUAUAUGUGAUUAUCACAAUGAAGAAGUACACAUGGUAUGACUUUUGUAAAAUUGAGGAACUUUUCAGAGAAAAGAUCGCUGAAAGAUCGUAUGAUAUGGAAGGCCAAAAAUUAGAAACUACUGACAUAUUCAUUGUGAACGGCGAGAUGAAUUGUGCAACGCCAGAUACAACCAAGGAGGGUAUAGAUGUUUGGCUUGUGGCGCUGGGAUCAGAUGCAGUAACCAUACAAAUUGGGAAUGAUUUGAAGGAUUUGCUCGAUUCCGGACAGUUAAGGAAACUUGGACAUCUAUUUGAGGACAGG